This is a messenger RNA of Mangifera indica (mango), 1320 nucleotides long. RefSeq names its product probably inactive leucine-rich repeat receptor-like protein kinase At5g48380. Gene Ontology annotation, molecular function: protein binding. Lineage: Eukaryota; Viridiplantae; Streptophyta; Magnoliopsida; Sapindales; Anacardiaceae. The transcript is spliced from 2 exons. The record is from RefSeq and is a predicted model, not a curated record. The coding region runs from base 324 to 980 and encodes 218 amino acids.
UUAUUUUCUUGUUUUCUUUCUUUAGCUUCUUUCCUCGCUUCUUCUUAAGCUGCUUUUUCUGACGCUUUUAGUAGUUGAAAUUAUGUUAUGCUCUUGAUGAUGAUGAUGGCAGUACUUAUUCUGCAUUUUCACCUGGAAAGAUCGAUGCUUGCUCGUUGUUUUGAAUUCCCUUUGUUGGUUCUUUGAAGUUGUUCAGCUAGGCCCCCUGGAACCUCAGGUUUUGAUGUUUUAAGGACUUUGCUUUUGUGAGUUCAGUAAGUGUAAGUUUGUUGGACAAUAAUUAGCUGUUGGUUAUAAAUUUUGGUGGGUUCUUUUCAAUAGACAUGGAGUUCAAGAGUUAUUCUUUUAAUGGGUUUUCUCUAUGGAUACUACUUAGUUGUAGUUUGAGCUAUGCUACUGAGCAAGAUAUUGCUUGCUUGAAAAGUAUAAAAGCUUCACUUGAGGACCCUUAUAAUUACUUGAGUGCUUCUUGGAACUUCAACAAUAAUACCGAAGGAUACAUUUGUAAGUUUGCUGGGGUCGAGUGUUGGAACUCUGAGGAGAAUAGGGUUUUGAAUCUCCGCCUUUCGGAUAUGGGACUCAAGGGCGAAUUUCCUCGUGGCAUUAGUAAUUGCUCGAGUAUGACUGGGUUAGAUCUUUCAAGCAACAAUCUCUCUGGAAGUCUUCCAGAAAAUAUUUCUCAUUUGGCCCGGUUUUUGACUUCUCUUGAUCUCUCAUCGAAUAACUUCUCAGGGAAUAUUCCGGCGAAUCUUGCUAACUGUAGCUAUUUGAACACCCUGAAACUUGACCACAACCAGUUCACGGGUCAAAUUCCUGCACAACUAGGGCAGCUUGAUCGGCUGAAAACGUUUAGUGUUGCUAAUAACCAGCUGUCUGGGGAGAUUCCACACUUUUCCGGUUAUUCUGUUAAGCCAGAAGAUUUUGCAGGUAAUCUAGGACUCUGUGGGUACCCAUUGAAGUCUUGCCAGAAAGCUAAGUAGAUGAUGCAAGUCACAAGGAACAUAAAUGGUUCGUAUGAAUUAAUAUAGUUGCACUGGGUGGUUUCCUUUUAAAUAAGAACAUGUUUGUCUUUGAAUUUACUUAAAACAAGCAAGAGUGGCACCAGCUAUCCUUCCACUAUCUGCUUUGAAUUCUAGUUUUCUCUGUUGAAUUAUGGACUUCCAAUUUUUUCUUUCACUGUUGAGCCUGAUGUUGUUUUAGUUUUUGGAAAUUUUGUCUCAAUGUUUGAUUAGUUAUAGGUUUUAUGGGUUCUUUUCACACAAACUUGUUAUUACCUUUCUCAUUCCAAUUUAUAAACGUCUGUUCCUGCUUUUGUUGAAA